Candidozyma pseudohaemuli is the source of this 879-nucleotide messenger RNA. RefSeq names its product alkaline dihydroceramidase (gene YDC1). Lineage: Eukaryota; Fungi; Ascomycota; Pichiomycetes; Serinales; Metschnikowiaceae. The coding region runs from base 1 to 879 and encodes 292 amino acids. The transcript has a single exon. Gene Ontology annotation, cellular component: endoplasmic reticulum membrane. Gene Ontology annotation, biological process: ceramide biosynthetic process; ceramide catabolic process. The record is from RefSeq and is a predicted model, not a curated record.
AUGCUCCCCUUUGCUAUCCCCUACCCGCCCGAGCAGGCCGAGGGCUUCUGGGGCAUCCCCACGUCCACCAUCGACUGGUGCGAGGAAAACUACGUUGUGCUGCCCUUUAUUGCCGAGGCCUUGAACACGCUCACCAACUCCGUCUUCAUUGCUUUGGCGGCGUUUGCCAUCUUCCACGCCCAUAUAAACCACUUGGAGCUCCGUUUCCAAUUGCUGGCGUUGGGCUUCAUGCUCGUGGGCGUCGGGUCCUGGUGCUUUCACAUGACCCUUCGGUACGAGUACCAGUUGUUGGACGAGCUUCCCAUGAUCUACGCCACGUGUAUCCCCUUUUGGAGUGUGUUUUCGGAGUUCAAGGACCGCAAGGGCCAGAUUGUCGUGGGCGUGGGCAUCUUCACCGCCGCCAACUUGCUCACGUUGAUCUACUUGCACUUCAAGAACCCCACAAUCCACCAGGCAGCCUACGGCUUGUUGAAUGCUGGCAUCAUCUUCAAGUCGUUUUCUUUGGCCAAGGUGCACGUGCACGACGCCAAAGCCUACUCCCAGCUCAACAGAACCAUGUUCUGGGGCAUAGCGCUUUUCCUCUUUGGCUACUUUUUGUGGAAUUGCGAUAUCCAUCUUUGUUCCCACGUUAGAGCGACUAGAAGAGAGUGGGGCAUGCCCUACGGCUUUGUGCUUGAAGGCCACGGCUGGUGGCACAUUUUCACUGGUGUCGGUGUGUACUUCUAUCUUGUGUACGAGGAGUAUCUCCGGUGCUUCUUGACAAAGACUGAGCGUUUCUACGAGUUCCGGUGGAUAGCAGGCUUGCCUGUGGUGCAGCUAGUUGAUGCGGACGGCUUGGUCGCCUUCAAGAAGGCAGAACAGGAAAAGAAGACUAUAUAG